Lichtheimia ornata is the source of this 669-nucleotide messenger RNA. RefSeq lists its product as uncharacterized. The transcript has a single exon. The record is from RefSeq and is a predicted model, not a curated record. Lineage: Eukaryota; Fungi; Mucoromycota; Mucoromycetes; Mucorales; Lichtheimiaceae. Bases 1 to 669 code for a protein of 222 amino acids.
AUGUCAACAUCUUGUUUAAUACCAUUACUCGUUAUCAUCCCUGCCGCACCAUUUCUUGUUUACAUUAUAGGCUUACUACUGCCUGCAAGUCAUAUCGUAUCAAGGACACGCACAUUCUCAAUUACGCCCACACGUCUUUGGUCUAUCUUGUGUGAUGUUGAGAGAUAUCCACAAUGGCGUCGACGUUUGGUCCAAGUCCAGAUAAAAGAAACAAAACAGCAAACGCAAGAAACCUACAAGGAUGAUACUCAACAGCUUGAGGAUGGCGCCAACACCACCAACACGACGGUGCAGCAACCUCGGCUCGUCUUUGAGGAGUAUACACCACGACGUAAGAUUGUGGUAGUGCAUGUGGAGCAGGUCCCACAUUAUAAGCUGCUUCGCAUACUCAAGGAGAUACCUACCUUUUCUGGCUCAUGGACAUUUGAACUCGAAGAAACGGCUGCCAACGUAACACAGCUCAGGAUUACACAGCAAGGCGUUAUCCGUAAACCGAUGCUUAGAGUCAUCCAUAUGCUGAUACUUGGAUUCCAUCGCCGUAUUGACGUAUUCCUCAACGAUCUUGAAAACUAUAUCGCACACCAUACGACACCAUCCGAAUGGGGUACUACAGCCAACGGCCAUGUAAAACCCUCUCAAAGUGAGUGUCACACCACCUUCUUUUAUUAG